Plasmodium malariae is the source of this 699-nucleotide messenger RNA. Its product is annotated as Plasmodium exported protein, unknown function. NCBI's taxonomy places the organism in Eukaryota, Apicomplexa, Aconoidasida, Haemosporida, Plasmodiidae. Bases 1 to 699 code for a protein of 232 amino acids. The record is from RefSeq and is a predicted model, not a curated record. The transcript has 2 exons.
AUGAUGAUAGAAAAAUCAAAUAAAAAAAUCAUCUUUUCUAAAUUUUUUACCCUUACCCUUUUAGUAUGGAUGUGGAAAUAUUUCGAUAACACAUCUGCCUUUAAUUCAUCAUUGAAUAAUCAGAACAACAAUAAUUGCCACGUAGAUACAAAUGUUAUGAGAGCAUUAUGCGGAGAAGGAAAUGCAAAUUCGUCAUUAAAGGGUAGAAUAUUGACAACAAAAUAUGGUAAUAGCGAAUAUGAUUAUUAUAAUUAUCAUGAUGGUGAAGAUAGCAAUUAUAACAGUUUUGAAAGGUUACAUGAACAAACAAGAAAAAAUUUAUAUAAAAGAAAAAAGAGAAAAACUCUAUUAAGUUCUAUUGGUAAAACUUUAAAGAAAUAUGAUAAGAGGUAUGAGGAUAAAGUAAUGAGUGCUUUCUACAUUGAUGAUAGAAGAAAUAAUGAUAAUGUAUAUAACCUUCAGUUUAUAGUUAGCAAGGUUGCCCAAAUUAGUACUCCAGUUCUUCUAUCGAUUAUGUAUGCAUUCAUAAGUUUUUGUUUAUUUACAUCAACAUUUAUUCGCAUUUUUCUACCAUUUUUAGUUUUUAUAGCAUCUAUUUUAUAUACUGUGAAAAAAUUUGUAAAAUGUUAUGUAAAAGCAAUUAGAAAAGAAAAAAUUUAUAAUUCAAAAGGAAAGAUACAGAUGAAAUAUGACUAUUAA